Messenger RNA from Oppiella nova, 990 nucleotides. The record is from the annotation of a GenBank genome assembly. NCBI's taxonomy places the organism in Eukaryota, Metazoa, Arthropoda, Arachnida, Sarcoptiformes, Oppiidae.
GCCUCACAGCAGUUGAAUGAGUUGAACGGUUUGCAGGAGUUGUCCAUCACUUCCCAACUGAGACUCAACGACGAGCUGAUGGCCGCCAAGAACGCGAUGAAUGAGUUUAAGGCCUCUUCGGCUGAGCAGAGGUUUAUUGUCCGAGAAAUUCUCGACCGAUUCAUACGACUGCAGGACUUUGUCUUACUUGAGAUGUCUUACGGCUAUUCCAUUGUCUUCUUCGUGGUCUCAAUGAUAAUCGUAUACUUCAUGACAACCCCUGUCCGCACAAAUGAGGCCCGACUCUGGCUUUUCGUCGCUUUGAUUAUCAAUUUAUUUGUUGAACGACUCAUCGCUUCGUAUUCAUUGGACGACCAGUUAAUGGGUCUGAAGAGCACAUCCAUUGUCAUAAAUGAGAGGAUUUGGUUGUCCAGAAAAAUCACGUUAACCCUUAUGGCCGCUAUUUUCGUGUGGUUUGCCAUCACUUACAAAAACUAUGGUUAUGUUAACCACAGUAUUCUCAAUGAACACACUUUACGUCUGAAUCUCAUUCAGAGUCAAUUGAAUCAGAUCUGCAAAACAGUCGACUCAUCGCCUCAAAAGUCAGUGGAAUGUGUGGACAAACGGGACAAUGAAUAUUCAUCUGAUAGUGACAGCGAUUUUAUGGCAGAUUCUGGUAAUAGUAGUGAUGAUAGCGAUGUCAGCGAGGCUUCCAUAGAGACCUGUUCUACCAUCGAAAUUGUCUCCUCGAGUACUACUAAACCUAAUGAUAAUGACAUGAAUUUAGGCAAUUCAUCGAAUGACGAGACCCCGACCCCUCCUUUGCUGACUCUAAGCCCCUCUUACAACCUGAGGCCGAGAAAGAGUAUUAUUUACACUAAAAACGGAAUUAUCAACGAAACCGUCGAUGACUUUAUGGCAAAAGUAGAACUUUCGGCAAACAUUUCGAAAUUCAAGUCUCAAAGUAUUCACCCGAAUGUCAAGAAUUUUUUGUCUUCAGAUGAAGACUAA